Annulohypoxylon maeteangense is the source of this 828-nucleotide messenger RNA. RefSeq lists its product as uncharacterized. Lineage: Eukaryota; Fungi; Ascomycota; Sordariomycetes; Xylariales; Hypoxylaceae. The record is from RefSeq and is a predicted model, not a curated record. The transcript has 3 exons. The coding region runs from base 1 to 828 and encodes 275 amino acids.
AUGAGUGGAACGAGACACGACGAAGCGCCUGAGGUGGCACAUUAUGCCUCUCCAGAAUUUCAUGAGCCGCCUUCCGUACCAGAGGCUGUAGUGCCGGGAACACCCAUAAAACCAGAAGAGUCGACGAAUCCGUCCAUACUGAAUGCGGGUUAUGGUACUUCGCCUUCGCCAUAUGUAUAUCAUGAUCCUCAAUUAGUAUACGGCCCUAUAGAGCAAGAAAGAAGACCGACGACAGUAUGGGGAUGUUCAAUAUUGGUGUUUGUUCUAUCGGCCAUCAUUGCAAUUUUAUCUGCGGCUGUGAUUGGGUUGGCAGCUGGCACAGGCGUCGAAGCUAGCAGGGCGAACAAUGCUGAAGCGAGAUUGGCUUCAAUGACUGGUUCACCGGCGACUGUCACUGUGACUGCUGCAACUUCAUCGCCAUCGGACUUUAGCACUGUUGAUAAAGGAUGCUCUAAGAAUUCGGCUUCAGUGACAGGGACCACUUAUGCAUCUCAAUUCUUCGAUCGGCAAACCUUCAAGAUUUACUGCAACAGCGACGCCCCUAACAACCCAAUCUCGUCACUCUUCGUGGGGAAUUUCGACGAUUGUAUGGACGCCUGUGCUUUCUACACCUACUAUAUCCCUUCCGACUUCCCCACCAAUGCUACAUCUAAUAAUGCUACCUGUGCUGGUGUUAGUUAUAUCCCGGCAUGGACGAAUCGCACAACCGCCCAAGACGGCGGCGCACCAGGCAAUUGCUAUCUUAAACCCGGGCCUCAGAACCAGACAGCAUUGAAUAACCCUAAUAUAGGAGGCUUCGCGGUACACGCAGCGAUUUUAUCAACGUGA